GCCGUCGUGAGUCUAGCUCGCAGGAGGAGGAGCUCAUCGACGGCUUCGCCAUCGCCAGCUUCAGCACCCUGGAGGCCUUGGAGAAGGACAUGGCCCUAAAGCCACACGAGCGGAAGGAAAAAUGGGAACGCCGCCUCAUCAAGAAGCCCCGGGAGCCAGAAAACUGCCCCUCAGCAGAGCUCAGUGAGAACGGGCGGCCCCUGGAGGCAGGCAGCCCAGAGCAGGACUUGGAACCUGCCUGCGACCGGGGCAAGAAGGUUCCACUACAGCCCACCAAGCAGGUGUGCUCCCCAGAAGGGGGGCCGCUCCCAGCCAACCCCUGGGACCAGAACAGCCCGGCCCAACGCCAGCAGCAGCUCCAGCCCAGCCAGCCCCAAGGGUCACCCCCAGCCCCGUGUCAGCGCUGCCAGCCCCACCAGGUGCUCCCGGACCCCGGGCAGCACUGCCAGCCCCAGCGGUCACUCCCGGGUCAGCGCAGCUGGCCCCAUCGGUCACUUCUGGGUCUCAGACAGCCUUGCCGGCCCCGGCGGUCACUUCUGGGCCCGGGUCAGUCCUGCCAGCCCCAGCAGCUGCUUCCAGCCCCAGGUCAGCACUGCCGGCCCCAGCAGCCACUCCUGGCCCAGCCCUCCCGACCCCACUGGGUUCUUCCCAGGCCCCGGCCCCGCUGCCGGCACCUAUCCUCGCUCGCGCCGUGGCACCGCUGCCGGCCACUGCGCUCGCUCCUGGUGCCGUGCCCCCGCUGCCGGCCACUGCUGUCUCUCGUGGCCCCUUGCCCCAGCUGCCGGCCGCUGCGCUCCCUCCUGGCCCUGCGGCUGCGAUGCCGGCCAGUGAGGUCCUGGGCGGUCCCGUGUCACCGCCACCAGCCAAGUAGGGCGUCGUCAGGUCAGCGUGACCGGCCGCUGCGCUCCCUGCUGGCCCAUUGCCCGCGGUGCCAACCCCCACGCUCACUCCUUACUUUGGGCCCACGCCGCCGCCCUCCCCGCUCCCUCCUGGGCCCCUGCCAGUGCUGCCAGCCUCGCAGACCCCUCCUGGGCCACCCCAGCCGUCCUCGGCGGCCCUUGCUGGCCCUUGAUCAGGACCAGCAAGUAAGCAAAGUGCCCAAGCGGCCCAGCCUGCUGGGCCCUGGACAGCCCCGCCUACCUAAACGGCCAUUCAUGGUCCCGGGACGGCCCCACUCAGCCAAGAGACCACUCAUGGGCGUGGGUCAGCCCUGUCAGCCCCUGAGGUCACUUCUUGGCCCUGGACAGCCUCGCAAGCCCCGGCCGUUACUGCCAAUACCAGAGCGGCCGUCGCUCCUCGGCCGGCCCACCCGCCGCCCACUGCUGGGACACCCAUGCCAGCCUCGGUGGUCACUUCUGGAUUUGGGUCAGGCCCACAGACCGCAUGUCUCACUCCUGGCCCCGGGCCAUCCCUGCCGACCCUUGAGGUCUCAACGGACUCGAUCGUCCACUCUGGGGGUGGCCCGCCAGGCCCCCUAUGUGAGCCCUGGGGCCUGACCCCCAGCAGGACCCUCUCUGGAUAUACCCUCCGGACCUCACUGGCGGCCGGGCAUCGGAGGGCCCAGGUUGCACCGAGCUGUCUGCCGUCGUGACUGAGCCCGCCAGAACCGCCGUGCGCGAAGAGGAGAUGGCUCCAGCCUCCCCCUGCCCACGUCUGCUCAGGGCACCCUGCACUGAGCACUCCCUGUGGUGCGUGUGUCCCUGAGGGGCAGCUCCCGGGGCUCAGAGCCAGGGUCCCCAGCUUCUUCCUGUGCCUCUGAAAUGCCAACACUGUUGUCACUGAUCCUCCACUGCGCCCUGUGCCUGGGGAGUGAGAGAAUGUGUGUGAGUGUGAGAUAGUGUGUGUGUGCUCGCUCGUGUGUAUGAUGCGCCUGGUUCCCCCACCCCCACCCCCCAGACAGUGGGGACCCGCUGGGGAGUGAGAGAGAGUGUAUGUGUCUAUGUGCCUGUGUAAGAUAGGGUGAGAUGAUAUGUGGGGGGGCCUGCUGGUGGUGGGUGGCUGGCAGGGCUCAUCCAGUCCCCCAGCUCGGCACCCUGUUAGUUAGGGUUGUCCCUGGACUCUGGCCCCGUUCCCCGGAGUGCCCACCCUCAGGUCAUGGCCUCGCCGGCCCGGCCUUAUCUCAGGGCAGCCUCAUUGGCCAUGGCGCCACACGCCAUGGUGGCAGCCUCCCAAGUCGCCCUGUUUUCUGGGCGGGGUCCACGUUCCCCAUGCCAUGUUGGUUCUCAGGCCCAGGCAGGCAUCCCUGCCUCCUGGGCCCCUCCCCCCUGCCCACCUCUCCAAGGACCUACGCACACAGGCCUAGCAGUGGGGACAGCGGCAGGUUUACAGGCGUCUGGUGGUCGCCCCACCCCACCCCCGCUCGGGAACACGGGUUUAUUUUUCUGAUUAAAGGAAAUAAAGAGUCCCGUGUUGUUACUU
This is a messenger RNA of Echinops telfairi (small Madagascar hedgehog), 2418 nucleotides long. It is a transcript of the gene FBRSL1, whose product is annotated as fibrosin like 1. The coding region runs from base 90 to 1496 and encodes 468 amino acids. The record is from RefSeq and is a predicted model, not a curated record. The transcript is spliced from 3 exons. Lineage: Eukaryota; Metazoa; Chordata; Mammalia; Afrosoricida; Tenrecidae.